Aspergillus melleus is the source of this 2524-nucleotide messenger RNA. Its product is annotated as curved DNA-binding protein (42 kDa protein). Bases 100 to 1314 code for a protein of 404 amino acids. The record is from RefSeq and is a predicted model, not a curated record. The transcript has 5 exons. NCBI's taxonomy places the organism in Eukaryota, Fungi, Ascomycota, Eurotiomycetes, Eurotiales, Aspergillaceae.
CCUCUUUCCCUCUUCUCCUCCUCCCCCGCUGAUUCUUACCUCAAUUCUACCUUCUCCUCGUUCUUCAUCUCCCCCUCCCCCUCUCUAUCCUUAUUCACCAUGGCCGAGACCACUCCCACCCAGGCCCCCGAGGUCGACUACACCCUCAACAACCCCGACACGUUGACCAAGUACAAGACUGCCGCGCAGAUCUCUCACAAGGUCCUCGACGCCGUCGCUGCUCUGUGUAAGGAGGGAAGCAAGAUUGUCGAGAUCUGCCAGAAGGGUGACGAGCUGCUCGACGAGGAAAUUGCCAAGGUCUACAAGGGCAAGAAGAUCGCCAAGGGUAUCUCUCACCCCACGACGGUCUCUCCUAGCUCUCAUGUCACCCCCUACACCCCCCUCGUCUCCGAGGCCGAGGCCGAGACUACCCUGAAGGCCAACGAGAUCGUCAAGAUCCAGCUCGGUGCCCAGAUCGAUGGCUUCGGAACCAUCGUUUGCGACAUGGUCGUCGUCGGUGCCUCCGACGUGGUGACCGGCCGCGAGGCCGACCUGAUCCAUGCCACUCACUACGCCAACGAGCUUCUGCUGCGACUUAUGGUCCCCGCCGGCCUCCUGGCCGGUGGCUCCGAGGAGGAGAAGAAGAAGGCCGCCGCUGAGCGGGCCCCUACCCAGGCCCAGAUCUCCCAGCUCGUCGAGAAGGUCGCCAAGAUCUACGACUGCAACGUCGUCGAGAACACCACCAGCUGGCAGUUCGAGCGUAACGAGAUCGAGGCCGAGAAGAAGAUCAUCCUCACCCCCGGCUCCGGUGUCCGCGGCGAGGGUGUUCCCGACGUUGGCGAGGUCUGGGGUGUUGAGAUGGGUCUCUCCCUCGGAUCCGGCAAGGUCAAGAACCUGCCCCUGCGUGCCACCCUGCACCGCCGUACCACCACCACCUACAUCCUCAAGCGCCCCAGCUCUCGCCAGACUCUGUCCGAGGUCGUCAAGAAGUUCGGCCAGUUCCCCUUCAGCUUGCGCCAGCUGGAGGACGAGAAGGCCGCCAAGGUCGGUGUCGUCGAGUGUGUCCGUACCGGUGUCCUGCGCCAGUACGAGCCCGCCGGUGAUGCUGACAACGCUCCGGUCUCCCGUCUGUUGACCACCGUUGCCAUCACCAAGAACGGUCUCACCAAGCUCACUGCCCCCACCAUUGAUCUGUCCAAGUACCAGACGGACAAGAAGAUCGAGGACGAGGAGAUCCUCAAGAUUCUCGAGCGCCCCCUGUCCAAGUCGACCGGCUCGAAGAAGAACAAGAACAACAAGAAGAAGACCGCCAAGAAGGCCGGCGGCGAGGAGUAAAUGUCUCUCUAGAGGGACUCACCGGCGUCCACCGCAGUCUUGGAAUAGUGAAGAAAAAGCGACAAAUUUCUCAGGCCAUCGUUGGAACAUGUUCAUGAAUUGCCCCGAUGAAUCGGAUGGGAUGUGUAAUUGCAAAUACCCUUGAUAAUCAGAACGGAGAAUUGAGUUCCGCGAAUCCAUGGUGUUCGAAAGAACCAUAUAAGUGCCUUGUCUUUUUUCCCACGGCGACCUUUGAUUGAAACAUAUUGUCGCGUAUUUACUAGUUGAAUCAAACAGAAAAAAAAAAGGAGAAAGUUAUCUAUCAGCCAAUAAAUGACAUAUUAAGGAGGCGAUCUCGGACUCGAUGAAGCUUACCUACAUGACAUAGUAGAUUGCAUUUUUCAACCAUGGCCCCCGUGCUGAAGCCCUCGAAGACUUGAGGAAAUAUUGGAGCACAUCCAUUCGGACAAGGCCGCGACGGUGAUGAAGAGUCCCGCUGUCUUGAGGGAGAAUGCUGCCCAACAACCACCCACCGCGUCAACUCAGAUCUUCACCCAGCACCCUUCACGAUGCAAUUCUCCCUUGUCGCCUCCCUCUGCGCACUUGUCCUCUGCCUUCACCUCCGGCCUCAAACUUACCUACUAACUACAGCGACGGCGGCUGCGAAGACUUCAUCUCCGCCACUCCUAGCGUUCCCACCCCAGAGGCCACCAGUGCCAUCCUUCCUGAGGGAAAGCUGUUAGUGAAUACACGCUCUCUGUUCUGAUCCAUGGUCUCUAGGCAAUUGUAUCCUCUCUUGUGAUACGCUAUAAAUUACACCCCCCCUGAGGGUGACCAGCCACCUUCGUUGGGACUCCCUCACUGGAUAUUCCCUUUCAGCAACACUCACUAUCCAUUCACCUCUAUAAUAAAGUAAUAUCAGACCCAGACUUUCUCCCCGCCCAACAAUUGUAGUAGACUGGACAUGAAGCCUGUAGUCCCCGGAAAGGUCGGCAAGACCGGGAAGGAGGGGCGAAAGUACUCCGUCGAGCCCGAAAUCAGACAAACGAGAAAAUCCUAAAGAAGCUUUGAACAAUGAGCCAGCCUCCAAGCGACUUGGAUAGAAAAAGCAUUGAUCGUGCUGAGUGGCACCUGCGAAGAGGUGGAUGUAGGAGUGGGCCAAAUCCUUGCCCAACUGACUUCUCGGCCUGGCCUCGAAAGUAAUCUUCUUCUUCCUUCCUUCUCCGAUUCC